GGCGAGAACCAAUGAGCGGCAGCCACGGCGGGGCUCGCUGAAACAUUUGGCUCCUCUCUCGGGAGGGGAGCGGUAGAAUCGCGGUGACUCGAGCUGUGCCGGAGCUCCUCGGAGGGUAACAUGGGCGCGUGGAGUGGAAAGCGGUUUUUGCUUGGUACUGUAAGUUGCACACUCUUCUUGGCUGUUAACAGCUUGUAUUCUUCCAGUGAUGAUGUUAUAGAACUUACACCAACAAAUUUCAACAGAGAGGUUAUUCAGAGUGAUAGUUUAUGGCUAGUAGAAUUCUAUGCACCAUGGUGUGGCCAUUGCCAAAGACUGACACCCGAAUGGAAGAAAGCUGCAACUGCCUUAAAAGGUGUUGUGAAAAUUGGGGCAGUUGAUGCAGACAAACACCAAUCUCUUGGUGGUCAAUAUGGUGUUAAAGGGUUUCCUACUAUCAAGAUUUUUGGUGCUAACAAGCACAAAGCAGAAGACUACCAAGGAGCCAGGACCAGCGAUUCUAUUGUUGAUGCUGCUUUAAGUGCUGUCCGGUCAUUGGUAAAAGAUCGUCUUAGUGGCAAAGGUGGAGGAUACAGUUCCGGAAAACAGAGCAGUUAUGAAAGUGGAGGCUCUGACAAAAAGGAUGUAGUUGAACUGACCGAUGAUAACUUUGAUAAGACCGUACUGGACAGUGACAGUAUCUGGCUGGUAGAAUUUUAUGCUCCUUGGUGUGGACAUUGCAAAAAUUUGGAGCCAGAGUGGGCAUCAGCUGCAGCUGAAGUGAAGGAGCAAACAAAGGGAAAAGUUAAACUAGCUGCUGUAGACGCUACUGUGCACCAGUUGUUAGCCAGUCGGUAUGGGGUCCGUGGAUUUCCGACAAUAAAAAUUUUCCAAAAAGGAGAAGAACCUGUUGACUAUGACGGUGGAAGGACAAAAUCAGAUAUCGUUGCUCGGGCUCUGGACUUGUUUUCAGAGAAUGCACCAGCACCUGAACUCCUAGAGAUUAUUAACGAAGAUGUCCUAAAGCAAACCUGUGAUGCUCACCAACUUUGUAUCAUUUCUGUUUUGCCCCACAUACUUGACACAGGAGCUGCAGGUAGAAAUGCUUACCUAGAAGUCAUGUUGAAAAUGGCAGACAAAUACAAAAGGAAGAUGUGGGGGUGGCUGUGGACAGAAGCCGGAGCACAGUUUGAUCUCGAAAGCUCUCUGGGCAUUGGUGGCUUUGGCUAUCCAGCCAUGGCAGCCGUGAAUGCUCGAAAGAUGAAAUUUGCCCUGCUAAAAGGCUCCUUCAGCGAUCAAGGGAUUAACGAAUUCCUAAGGGAACUUUCUGUUGGACGAGGGUCCACAGCACCAGUUGGUGGAGGGGCUUUCGCCAAAAUUAACACAGUGGAGCCCUGGGAUGGCAAAGAUGGCGAGCUCCCAGCCGAAGAGGAUAUUGAUCUCAGUGAUGUAGAUCUUGAUGACUGGGAUACUCAGAAGGAUGAAUUGUGAGAGCCUGAAGAUAACUUGGUUUCUUGAGAGACAUUGGGCAGUGGUUGGAUUGGAUAGAAGAACAUUUUGCAUCACAUGGAUCUACCAGUGGCCUUUUUUUGCCAAGAGAGAAACUGUUGGAAACAUGGUCAUGAGUGAACUGAGCAUCUCUUAAGAAAAAAUAUCUCACAAAUUCUAUGAAUUUUUUUUAUUGAGUGAAAUUGUAUCCAGUGUAGCAGAUAUUUUGAGAACAACACUGAUCUUUCAUUGAAAUGCUCUUGGUUUUUUGGUUGUUGUUUUUUUUUUUUAAAUCUAGCUGGCAUGUGGUGGUCAAUUGUAACUUGAGACUUUUGUUGUACUUGGUUUUAAAAUGUGAUCUUUUUUCUCCUCCCCCCCACAGUAUAGUUUUCAUUUCAAUGAAAGAAUAAAACAAUAUUUUUGACUCUG
This is a messenger RNA of Ahaetulla prasina, 1896 nucleotides long. RefSeq names its product protein disulfide isomerase family A member 6 (gene PDIA6). Lineage: Eukaryota; Metazoa; Chordata; Lepidosauria; Squamata; Colubridae. The coding region runs from base 121 to 1470 and encodes 449 amino acids. Gene Ontology annotation, biological process: response to endoplasmic reticulum stress. The record is from RefSeq and is a predicted model, not a curated record. Gene Ontology annotation, cellular component: endoplasmic reticulum lumen. The transcript is spliced from 13 exons. Gene Ontology annotation, molecular function: protein-disulfide reductase activity; protein disulfide isomerase activity.